Biomphalaria glabrata is the source of this 1021-nucleotide messenger RNA. RefSeq lists its product as uncharacterized. The record is from RefSeq and is a predicted model, not a curated record. The coding region runs from base 228 to 722 and encodes 164 amino acids. The transcript has 6 exons. Lineage: Eukaryota; Metazoa; Mollusca; Gastropoda; Planorbidae.
GAAAAUCUCCAAUAGAAAGACGAAGAUUUAUGGCGUGAAAACGAUGGUGCAGAGAUUUUAAGCACUGCACAGACGAAUCUUUCGGGAAUUCAAGAUGGCCAAUGUUAUCAAGAGCUCAGACAAUCGCACGAUGAACUUCUCAAGAGUGUGAAUCUCUCUAUUUGGUCUGAAAAGAUGACAUAAAUCCAGCUCUGCAAUAUGUUCAUUCAGUUAUGUUUUGACUGCAGAUGUUGAUUUAUUUGACACCACCCUAUUGUUAUGCUGUGACAGUAGUCUACACAACCAAUCAUAUUAUCUGCCAAGGCCAAGAUGAUCAGAAUACUGCACGUUGGCCAUCUCGAUCAUUAGCGCAUACGAACGAAACCAACGCAAACUCUUCACUUUUAGGAAUUCGAGGAUCUGUCCAAUAUCACGAUCAGAGCAAUAAUAUCUCGCCUUCGAAUGCUGGCUACGUGGCCCUGUUGGUUUUGGUAACCUUGGUGAUGAGUGUCACUCUUCUCUUCAUCUUUUAUCUUAGUACAACAAUUCAAAGUGAUACAAACAGAGAUGGGGAUUCUCGUCUGUCAACAGUUCGAAGUCCCACAUUGUUGAAUUACAAACUUAGAGCGCUCAAAAGAAAGCAAUCUUUAGAAGAAGAGUUAGCUCCAGUGCUGCAACUGAAAAAAGAUGACAUCAUUGUCCCGCUAGCUGAACCAAGAACAAACCAAUCGUCUGAACUCUAGUUUUGGUUUUUACUUUCAACUGAUUUCGACACAACAUUUUCUAAAUUUUAAUUCGUAUUUAAAUUUUACAUUUUUAAAAAGACUUUUUACAUAACUGCACAUACGUACAUCUAAAUCUAGUUUAUUCGCUUAGAUAUUUUUCGACUAGAUGUUUUCAAUAGAAAUACCAAUAAGACAAGUUAUUCUACAAGUCAUUGACCAGUUAAACAACAACGGCCUGAGUGACUUUAGUGUGUAGCCUAUGUCUGCAACUACAGUCGGUAAUAAUGUAAACCUGGAAUAAAAGCCUUAUAAUCGCA